Molecule: messenger RNA, 6918 nt
Organism: Mesorhabditis belari
Lineage: Eukaryota; Metazoa; Nematoda; Chromadorea; Rhabditida; Rhabditidae
Source: the annotation of a GenBank genome assembly
AUGAGAAUUUAUUCUUUAUUGGCUGUCGUUCUGCUAGGGACUGUACAGGGUCUAAAGCAAAUCCGCAUUGGUGUGCCGAGGAAUGCACGGAGUUUCAUCCAACAACAAUCUGAAGAAACAAAUCCAUCAAAUGAUCGGUUGAAUGAACCAAAUCCAUCAAAAAGAGAUGUAAUUUUCGAGCAUUAUCCAACUUUAAUCCCAAGCCCUGAUCAAGCUACGCAAAUUUAUGAGGAAACGAGUUCCAUUGACAGUUUUGAAGUCAAGCGCCUUUUCACUACCCCCAUCCACGAGCCAUCAAAAAUCGUUAUUGACGAAUCGGAUAAAGAGGAAUCACCAAAAACUGAUCAGAAAACCUCUCGAAAACUGCUUUUAUCUGGUGGAACGGCUGAAGAUGAGACAAAGAUCAAGAAUUCCCAUGAAGACAAGUUCAAAGAGAUCAAAGGUGGAAAAACCAAGAAUGGCUUUUUAAUCUAUCAAUAUCGUGAAGAACAAUUGCAUAAGAAAAAGGAAACUCCAAAAAUUUUCAUUGAUCGAUAUCAUGAGAAUUUUCUUGGAAGAAAACAUGUAAUCAAGCAGAAAAAUGAAGAAAUUGAUGAAAUGUCGGUAAAAGCCGAAGAAACGACAAAUCUAGCGGAAGUGACAAAGUUUAUCGAUGAUUUGGAGACUUUGCAAAAUUCGAGCUUUGUCACGAGUGAUGAUGAAGAAUCAGAGUUCAGUAUGCCUAAAAGUUUGACAAGUUCUGUCAAUCAAAUUCCUAGAAUUUCUAAACAACUUGAAGAACAAAAGUUGAAUGAUCUGGAUUCUAAAACAACGGUUUUGCCAAAAUCUACUGCUGAACUGAAACUUGAGCCGAGUACCACCAAAAAGCCACUUCGCAAAAAGGCAAAGAAGAUUAGAGACUCUCAAAACCUGUAUCCAGUCGAUAAAUUCCAAGAACAAGGCUUUUCAAAUGACAAACGAACUACUGUAUCAUCUGUGAAAAUCCCGAAAUCACCGAAAUUUGGUAAACGCUUUAAGCUAGAUGAUCCAGAGGAUGAGAAACCCGAGGAAUUGUUGAUCUUUCGAAGAGCUCAAGAAAGAAAUACAAGCUUCAAAACCGCUGCUGUUGAUGAACCGGCGUUGAAAGUGUUGGGCUCAAAGACUUUUGUUGAUGGAAGCACUUUUUCAAACUCCAAAGAAGGCUCUGAAAAGGAUUUGGAAAAAGCUGAGAUUCCACGAAAAUCACAUCAAUUCCGAAAACGAACUAUAGCUCCAUAUAAAUCACAGAUCAAGCAAUACUUUGUCACCACGCCACCAAAAGAAGUCAUCGAAAUGCCGGCGAUUGUCGACAAAGAAACUCAAAUGGGGUACACGGGAAGACAACUGGUACAAAUGUGUGAUGAAACGAAACAUAUGGGUCACUCUUGGGGAAUCAAUGACAUUUCCGAUUUUGCUCAGAAGAAUUGCCCGCUUAUCCGAUUGUAUUACCCAAAUUUAUGUAUUGUAAAAGAUUGUGAAAUGGCAUUUUACUGGCAAACACAGCAGGUGCCUCAACAAAACGAGCCCCAACAGGCAUCACCCUGGGACAGCAUCAACCUUGGCGGUACAACUGACAAUUGCUAUCAACAAGGGUAUUCGAAUUGGUCUCAACAACAGCCACAACAAAAUAUAUGGACACAACAGGCGCAAGUGAAUGGAAAUCCUUCCCAAGACGGAAAUCAGCUGGUUAACAACUCGCAGCAACAGCAAGGGUACAAUAAUUCUUUCAACCAACCAUAUCCACAACAGCCACAACAGCUACAACAACCACAACAACCACAAACGGGUCAACAUUACGGGAAUCAGGAUGGAUAUUCCUACCAUCAACAAGAUCAGCAAUUUGCGCCACAACAUCACACUCCUUCCAUCGAGCAUGCUCCGAUUCUCCCAAAGAAAGUAGUUGCAGAAGCUAAAGAAUUCACUGCUUCUCCCGCUCCACAAUCCCAUGCUUAUCACGAGAGCUCUGCUGAUUCUAAUCAUUUCCAUCAUCAAUCCAACCCCAACCCCCAGGACUCUUUGGUCAAUCAGUUCUCCCAACACGCUGCUAAUCAACAUGCAGAUCAAUACCAGCAACCAUCUUUCGAUCAAUACCAGCAACCAUCUUUUGAUCAAUACCGUCAAUCCUCUAUUGAUUCGACUAAUUCCUAUCCUCAAACAGCUUUUCCACCUGUCGCACAACCCAUUGCUGAACCCAUUUUUGCCCAACAAGUUGAAAACUGGAACCAUGAAUCCCAGGUAGAACAUGAACAACAAAAAGAAGUCACACCACAAGAAAACAACUGGGACUCUUGGGGAAAUCAGCAACACGAAACCCAGAAUGAACACCAUCAACAACAAGCCACUAUUGACAUGAUGGGAACGAGUCAAAUGGGAAAUCAAUGGGACAAUUGGGGAGAACAUGAGUCAACUCCUGAAGAAAACUCUCAACUCACUACGCAAUCUGAGCCACUGGCUGAGCAUUUCUCAAGUGAGGUGUCGCGGGAAGCCACCGAAGAACCAGCUCAUCAAGAACAUGAAGGAUCAACUGAGCCACUGAUUGCUAAAAGCUCUUCCUCCAAAGACUCCAGCUUGACACCAGCUGUCGAUGAAAAACCAGAGAUCUCAAUUCCACAAAAUCCCAAGAUCGAAUUCGAAGAAAAUGAGCCCGAACAGAAACCUCCAACACCAGCUCCUCAAAUGGAAACCCCCGUUCCUGAGAUCAAAAUCCCAAAUCUCGAAGAGCUCCAACCACCUCUUGAGUCAAAAAUCCUUGCCUCGAUCAAGCAAGAACCAAUGACUCCAAUCUCUUCUUCUUCAAAUGAGCCCGGAAAACCGUUGGCCGAAUCAACACCGACGACAAAAGAGGAAGAGAUUGCGACGGCUGCUUUGGAUAUCAAUGUUCCGUCUCCAUCAGACACUCCAGUGAAGAAGGAUUUACAGACACAGCUCUCCGAUACACAAAAUAGUGAUAGGACAAGUGAUGGUUUCGUGAAGAUCCAAGCUUUCAAUCAAGACCUCGAGACCGAAUACUCGGCGACGAACUCUCUCUUUGGAUGGAACACUUCUCAGCCAACAACGAGAACUCUGAAUACAUCCGGCCGAUUCACCGCCGACGACUACCGCGAACAGGAGGCAAAUGACAGCGCCGCGUCAAGCAUUCUCACUCGGACCCAAAUCUCGAAUCAAUAUCUAGAAUACAAAAAGAGAAUUCCGCAAAUCGUCAGCCGUCAAAGCAUGCUCCGUGGCCCGAACGCGAAUACCGGACAAACCGGUCGACCGAAUCCACUUUUCGAGGAAGGUCGUCGAUCGGUGUUGAAUCGCCUUAAUAACUCAUCAUCUCGACCGGCCAGCGCUCACUAUGAGAUGGGACUUCAUCAAAAUAGGAGUAUGCAAGGGCAUGAUGGCAACACGUCAGUUUUGACUAAUCCCGAUGUGCCACUCGAUUACUCAUUCGAGAGCCCGCAGACCGCUUACGGAGAGAGCUUUGUUGAGAAUUCGAGAAGGAGUCGAAUGUUCCGACAAGUGCAAAAUGUUUAUCGACCACAGCAACAACAACAGCGCUACCCCAUUGAUCCAAAUGCACCCCGGCACAGUCGACAAUCAAAUUACGGCUACAAUAACCAGUCGGCUGGUCGUCGAAGUGUCGCCGGAUAUGGAGAUCUUCAGGGCGGAGAACAGCAACGACGACGCCCACAAAGCAGCUACGACACUAGAGCGAUGGCCAGAAUGGAACGCUCUGGUAUGGGACUGGAUCAAUAUGAUGUGUUCAACUCGCCUGGUGUGAGCAGUGAGAGUGCUGAUGGAGCUGAUUCGGAAAUGGACGCCGAGAUGGCCCAGUAUAACGCGCACGCGCAAAUGGCUCAACAACAUUUGACGCAGAUCGAGAUCUAUCUCAUCGGCACAUUGAAAGUUCCAUUGGCAAAGUUCGUGGCCACAAUUCGCAAAUUCCCUCCACCACAGCAAUACUAUCAACUGCGACCAAUAGAAAGAGUGGCAUUUGUCUUUUACACAGCUCUCUGGCAACGACAUUAUUUGGAUGUUGAGGGAUUCCACAAGAAAUUCAAUCGAGAGUUCUAUACACUUACUGCGUCCGGAGCGAGCGAUGAUGAUGCACUUUAUGAGAUUUGCGCUCAAAUGCAAACGCGUUUCACUCAACUGAACAAGGAGCGCUACACGAACACCCAAAAACAGCUAUUCAGCGACGAACGCGAUAGUCACGAUGAGGAAGAACGCAUGUAUUUACCCGAUCGUCAUUCCGACGAUGACGAUCAAAGCGAGAGAGAUUACGGAGAACGAGCUGAUGAGGCAAGUGACAAUGGCAGUCUUGAACUUCAACAGAGAGGACCGCUCAAGUUCACGGCACCGAAAACUUUCACCGUUUUUGGCCCAAAUGGAAAGCUACUGAUCAUCGAUCCUAAAAAUUUCGGACCAACUACAGUAAAGCUAAUGAGUAUCUCAACGAUUCUCCACGAUGACCAGUCGAGACGACUCUUUGAAAGCAUUCAGAUGUUCCGUGGCCCACUAACAGCUCAAACCCCUUCACAUCAAGUCACCUUGUACAUCGAACGGCAAAUCAAUCGACUAGAGCGAUCGGAUGUGGCUCAAGAAUGUCCUUCUGAUAACGAUGUACAAGAUUGUCGCCUACUUUGGCAACUCUUGCGCGUUGUCGUUCAACAACAUGGAAAAGUAACUGGACCGGAUAUUGCUCGACUUCUUCUCGCGGCCGCCCCGGAAACGGUCACUAAAAGAGAACGGCUAUUGGCUACGCAUCGUGAAAGAUCCACAACACCAACUGUACGUGGCCCCGAUCCUAGGAUCAAAGAUGCUUUCAACGAUUUCUUAUUGCGAGGACACGUGGAGGAGGCAAUUGAUUUGGCACUUCAAUACGAAAUGUAUGCUGAGGCUUUGGUGUUGGCGAGACGGGUUGAUAACACGAAAUUGGCCCAAAUCGAAGAGCGCUACAUUAACUCAAUGUUGCAGAACAACCCCGUUACAACCCUGUUGACAGUGGCUGCAGAUCAAAGGGCACCUAUUUUAAUCAAUCCACCAACAGACGAUGGCGGCAGUUGGAGGGCACAUGCUGCUAUUGUUCUUGCCAACUUGAACACGUCGUGGGCAAUGGAAUAUAACGCCGCUGCAGACUUCUGCUUUUUAGCUGUUUCUCUUUUGACUGGCCACGAUGUGUUCAGACCUGUUGCUCAAGCCGUAAAAACCGACAAGCCAAUUCGACAACAUAUCUCUUUGAUCAACGCAAGUCUACCAGAUGACGCUUAUAAUUCGACAGAUUGCAAAUAUGGCUUUUCGUUGACGGAUCUGCAUGCAACAGAGAUUUUCGCCUAUGGAGUGUCGCUAGCGCGGGAAACGAGUCCUCUAUCGACCUCGCUUGAUUUCCAAAUGAACCGGAUAAAAUAUGCUCGGCUUUUAGCGGAGAUGGGUUUCCCAAAGAAUGCUUUCAAAUACGGUACCGAUGUUGCUCAACAAAUUUGGCCCUACUAUUCAAUGGUGCCAUUGCAGUCACUCUUCGAGCUCUGUGAUAUCGCCGAUCAAACGUUCAUGGCUAGUGAAACUUCAAUGGAAGCGGGUGUUUGGAUUGGACAACUCCGGCAACAGGCAGCUCAAAUCAUUCCACAGCAACACACCGAACAAAUUGCUCAACCCAUUCCUCAAAUGGGUCAACAAGCAGCUCCAGCCACGAACUCAGCUCCACCUCAACCGUCAGUUCAGCAGGGCCACCCCAUCGACAACUACCAUCAACCACCAGUCCCUCAACCACCAGCCCUUCAACCACCAGUCCCUCAACCAUCAGUCCCUCAACCACCAGCCCUUCAACCACCAGUCCCUCAACCGCCUAUCCCUCAACCACCACAACAAACAAACGCUUCAUCACAUGAGGAUUUGAAUAGCUCAUUUGUAUAUCAGCCACUUCAAUCCGCUGAAAAUCCCCAAGAACUUUACUCUCCAGUGAGGUCAAGGAUCAACUCAAUCUCGUCUCAAGCCGCUGAUUGGCAUAAUCAACAAGAUCCGAUUAGCAUGCAUGCAGGUGUCGAUCGACGGGCUAGCGUUUCUUCCCAAGUCUCAAACGGUCGCCCCAAGCAACACUUCAGCGAAUCACCCGAGAGACAAAAUCAAUGGGAUCAACAAUAUCAACAACCAAGUCCACCCAGCCCUCUAGCUGCUGUACCUGAAAUGAUCAUGCCACAAGUUCCGCAAGUACCUGUGCAACAAGUGAUGCAGCCACGAGUUGAACCACAGCCUUCAAGACCACAACCACAACUUCAACCUCAACACCAGCCGAUGUCCGUUCCACAGCAUUCUCCGGCUCCUGUUCAACAACAACUGUAUGAACAACCAAGACAAACUCCAAAGAUUGAAGAAAAGCCCCCCACUGGAACUCUAAAGAAAAGUCCAUCAAGAUCGUCAGGUGGUUUCAUUCAAAAAAUCGCCCAAUUCGUUCAGAGCAAAACAUCGAGUGAGGCAAAGUUGCCGGAUGAUUCAAAUCCAAAAAUUCGAUAUGAUCCAGUACUCAAUCAGUGGGUUGGUGAUGGAGUGGAGGAAGAAGUGGCCCCAGCACCACCUCCGAUGAUGUCAGCAAUGGCUCCAGCUCCAGCUCAGCCCUCAGCUAAUCCCUUAGCUGCUGCAGCUCCGCAAAUGGCUGCUCCAUCCUCUCCGCCAGCUCCUGCACCAACAACGGGACUUCGAGGUGCUAGAGCAGGCGGUGCCGCCUCACGGUAUCGCACGGUUGGCGGUAUCGGCGGUGCCACAAGUCCUUCAGGAGCCAGUUCAAUGACCGCCCCACUAGCUCCUCAAAUGCCCAUGCCCACGCAAGCGUUCAACUUCAUUCCACAAAUGCCAGAGUCCGAGGAGAGUGUGGACCCAUUCAGUGCCGCUCCAGCUGAACCCGUCGACGGGCAGCCACAUCAA